AUGGACUCUUGCAGCCCGUGGGACGUGACGCUGUACAAGUCGCAGUCACCACAAGAUGGGCAAGCAUACCGAGGAGGUGUGAACCUCCUGCAGCUCGCGGAUGCACUGGGGGAGCGCUGUGUGCGUGAUGCCUACGAGGAUAUUAUGACCAGUGUGUGCGGAGAGGUGGUGGAGCGGGAGGUGAUGGCAUAUCAUCAGCGCGUGGAGGGUGCUGCCGUGCGGGCCCUGGAUCGUUGGAUGUUGGAGGUUCUCCUUGAGGAAAUUGCGAGUGCGAAGCGCGAUGUGUCGCCAGAGAUGCCACUGUCAAAGGGCAUCCACCGCCAUAUUGAACAAAACAGAGCAGCUGUACUGACUAAGCUGACAGCAGACGCGGAGGACGAGCAGCUCUAUGGUAGAGCAAUGCGGUAUGGUGGAAACAGCAGCAGUAGCACGAGAGACGGUGGUGACCACCUUAAUGACGCGGCAGUGACAUUCAAAAAUGGCCUGUUGCUUACGUACCAGCAGCUCGCCACGCUGGGUCCGGGGCAGUGGCUCAACGACCAGGUGAUUAACGCCUAUCUGAGCAUGGUGUGCGACGAGUACAACACACGCGUUGGGGCGGAUGCGACACUUUCCUUGGGGACGCACUUCUUCGCCAAGGUUCUGCAGGAGCUGCGGGGAGGGACGUCGAAGCUGCCGCCCCUUCAGGCCAGCAGUGGUGUGCUUCGCUGGCUGAAGCGGCGCCGGCACAUUCUGCUCCCUGGCACGACACGCAUCGUUCUCGUUCCCGUGAACUUGUCCCAGACGCACUGGGCGCUGGCGGUGCUCGACUGGGAGAACCGCAGGUGGGUGUACUACGAUAGUUACAUCCACGGAGAGGCGGCAACUUCGCGUGGCAGGGCAGUUCUGCGGCAGCUGGCACACGCCUUCACUGAGGCCCGGCGUCUUCUUUGCGGCGGCAGCGGCGGCGAAAACAACAGCAACAAGAAGGAUGACGACGCUUGUGAGGGGGAUGAUGACUGGGGGCUUGUGGUGGCGCAGCCGCAGCUGUGUGGGAGGGACUCCUCCGACGCGGACGGCUUCUCUGUCGCCCCUCAGCAAGAAAACUUCUACGACUGUGGCGCUUUUGUUUGCCAUGCGGCGUGGUGUGCGGUGCAUGGUGUUGCCAUGGCAUUUACGCAGAUCGAUGUGACGGCGCUUCGCCACGUGAUGGUGCAUGAGCUUCUGUGCCAGAAGAAUCUGUUGCGGCUGCCAGACAGCGUAUUCUCUACACCUUAA
This is a messenger RNA of Trypanosoma grayi, 1257 nucleotides long. RefSeq names its product SUMO1/Ulp2. Lineage: Eukaryota; Euglenozoa; Kinetoplastea; Trypanosomatida; Trypanosomatidae. The transcript has a single exon. Bases 1 to 1257 code for a protein of 418 amino acids. The record is from RefSeq and is a predicted model, not a curated record. Gene Ontology annotation, molecular function: deNEDDylase activity; cysteine-type peptidase activity. Gene Ontology annotation, biological process: proteolysis.